GGCGUUUAAAAGGCAAAAGCGAAGCAGAAGCUCCGCCAUUUCAGUCGCUCAGAGCAGAUUCACUCUGCUGUGAGAUUCAGCACGAACAGCUCCAGGCUUUCACUGAUCAGCUGGACGAGCGAGAGAGCGAGACACGGCUGCAGCUCGAGGAGAGCAGGAGGAGGAGGGGGGUGACAGAAUCGAAGAAGGGGGACGGGGAGGUAGGGGAGGGGGAGUUAGGGAGGUACGGUGGGGUUUUCAGUGGGAUUUGAGGGUUUGUAGGGGUCAUGGCGUGGCCGUGCAUCGCCAGGGCAUGCUGCAUGGCCCGAUUCUGGACCCAGCUGGACAAGGCCGACAUCGCCGUGCCGCUGGUCUUUGUCAAGUACUCGGAGGCGUCGGAGGAGACUCAGCAGCUGCAGAAGGAUAGGGAGCGAGAGCGGGAAAGAGAUCGGGAAAGAAAUCGGGAGAGAGAUCGGGAGAAAGAUCGAGAGAGAACCCGAGACAGAACCCGAGACCGGCUGCAGGAGAGAAGUCAGGAGCGGGAUCAAGAACGGGACAGACCUCGACAGGAAGUGACCCGGGAUGGGCGCGAGGAAGCUACCGGGUCUGUCAUGCGGCAGGACUUCAAACCGUGGAAGGUCCGGCCGGAGCCGAGCUGCAAGCCGAAGAGCGAAUAUCACAACCCGGAGGUGCCCUUCGACAGCCAGACCCAAUACCGGCAGGACUACAAGCCUUGGCCUCUGCCCAGGAGGGGUGACCACCCUUGGAUACCCAAACCGGCACCGGAGAGCGGCCUGGAGAAGAGCCAGAUCGCCGACAAGGUGCAGGAGAAGGAGAUGCUGAUGGGAGAGAGGAAGAAGAGGCAGGCAAAGAGAGUGGAGAAGGAGAACAAGGUCACCACAGGGAAGGAGGGGUCAGCGGAGGCCCCCGUUAGCAUGGGAAAGGGAAGGGAGGCCGUGGAUGCUCUUAACAGACAAAUUAAGGAGGAGGUCACUGCAGGAAGCUCGUACAGGACGGAGUUUAAAGCUUACACAGACGUGAAGCCAGUGAAACUGAUCCGGGCCAAGUCUCAGUACCAGCCUCCAGAUGAAAAGACCAACCUGGAGACCAGCUAUAGCGCCACCUUCAGGGGAGAGCAGGCAAAACUACAGCCUGCUGACAACAAGGCCCUGGAGAGGAGGAGAAUACGGUCAUUGUACAGCGAACCGUACAUAGAGCCUAGCAAGGUGGACAGAACAAGUGCUCCCCGAUCCAAACCAAAAAAGGUCGCCUCCUCAACCACCUCCCAGGGCAAAGCGGUGAAGAAGUCCAAGGAGAAGCAGGCGGCCUCGGCGCGAGGCUCCAAAAAGAAAGGCUCGGAGAACCAGCCAGAGAGACGGCCGGCGCAGGGCGACAAGGAGAAAAGUAAAGAGAUGAACAACAAACUGGCUGAGGCGAAAGAGGUUGUGCUAAAACAGUACCACUACAUUCAGCUCUGCCAACCCAUCCGAGAUAUUGGUUGGGUGCAGACGCUAAAGCAACACCUGUGGCGCUGUGCACUACCUGACCCAAGAGAGUCUGAGUCUGCCGUGGGACGAGUCAGUGAUUAUUAUUCCCCGGGUACCUCUGGAAGAGAGUCAGAGCCACUGGUGGAACGACCAGAACCACGCAGCAAGGCAGUAGUGCGAUUCGCGCCGGACGUCAAAUAUUGACACUGACCAGCAACGGGAGGAAGAGUGGUUAAAGACAAAAAAUCCAGUUUACACACU
Colossoma macropomum (tambaqui) is the source of this 1727-nucleotide messenger RNA. It is a transcript of the gene map6a, whose product is annotated as microtubule-associated protein 6a. Gene Ontology annotation, biological process: microtubule cytoskeleton organization; cytoskeleton-dependent intracellular transport; regulation of microtubule cytoskeleton organization. NCBI's taxonomy places the organism in Eukaryota, Metazoa, Chordata, Actinopteri, Characiformes, Serrasalmidae. The transcript is spliced from 5 exons. Gene Ontology annotation, cellular component: cis-Golgi network; microtubule; Golgi-associated vesicle. Gene Ontology annotation, molecular function: calmodulin binding; microtubule binding. The coding region runs from base 267 to 1670 and encodes 467 amino acids. The record is from RefSeq and is a predicted model, not a curated record.